UGGGAGGUACGAUAGCAAAAAUGCAGCUAAGCGGUGAUAAGUCCGGCGACAGCGGAAAAAUGCAGAAAAAUCAGCACGUGGUAGAUAGCCUCGAGAGCUAUAAAGCCAUUCACGCCUCAGAGAAAGUGCAGAGUCAAUUCGAGAUGCAGACACGUCAGAAGCCAGAAGGCAUCCAGCGAAUGAUGAUGGCCUUGGGCAUUCUGCUCCUGGCCCUGAGCCCCGAGGCUGUUGCAGCGAGCAAGUCUUUUUCGCUUGGGAACUGGCGUUUCAAUGAUCCCCACUACUCCAGUGACCAGUACGCCAAGAUAUUGUCGGAGUCCGGCAUUGGCCACGAUCAGGACCACACGGAAAAAGGUGCUGGUAAAGGUGGUGUGGGUCCCCUGCAGAUCCAGUACGUUGACUACCAACCACACUGCGCGUCUGGCGGCGUGCCCGUCUGCGCCACAAAUGGAACGGAUCACUUCUACUUCGAGAACGACUGCCGCUUGGAGGCGCACAACAUGAAGAUGUUGUUUCAGUAUGGCACAGAACUUGAGCCCACGGAGCUUGAGCGCUGCCUGCCCACUUGUCGGACCAUGAAGUGCACGAAGAUCCACCGGCCCAUCUGUGCCGUGGUCGAGAUCGGAGGGGAAGGAAGCGGCGCUCAGACUCCCACUACAUUCCCCAACGAGUGCGAGUUGCGGCGGCACGAGUGCCAGAGAAAACAAGUAAUGCGUAUACUGCACGCCGGACCGUGCCCUCCGCCCCCAACCAAGGGCAGGCGCAAGAAGUUGCGCCGCAACAAGGGAAAGCGGCCAGCAUCCGCAGCAGGAAGCACAGGUCGUCCCAAGGUUUAUGUGAUGCUAGCGCAGUCCCAGCCAUCGCCAAGGACAGGCACGACGACUACGACGCCUACGACAACAAUGUCGACGAUGACGCCAAUCACCAGCAGCACGGCUCCACUGCGGUUCCGUCAGGUGAUGAACUCCGGCAAUCCGAUGGUAUCCGUAUCGCGGGCCAUGGACGCCUACAGUGUCUAUAAUAUAGAUGAUGUGGGCCACGACUAUGGCGAAAUCACCGACUCUACGCUCUCGCUUUUUGUGCCCGGCGUGGGCCGUGUGACUGAUGCAUAUCCCACUACCUCAACGACGACCAUAACACCAAAGGCAGCAACGUUGACGCCCACCCCAAUCAUCAGCACCAAGGCUUCCCCAACCGUCGGAACCAAGAGCACCAGCAGCACCACCUCCACAGAAAUGCCAGGAAUCACCACCGAAAGCUCGAAGCACAGAAGACCAGAAGCAACGUCAGAAGCUUCCGAUAACCUGAGUUAUUACUCAACCACCAAUUCAUCUUCAACGGAUAGAACAGAGCCAAUUUGAGAGAGAUAAAGAACCUGAUGAACUUUACAAUUAAUAUUUAUGGGUCCAGAAGAAAAUAUUUAAGAUAUUUAACGGUUGGUUAAAGUCAAAUCAAAGUCUCGAUUUAAGCAUUUGGCAUCGUAAGCGAAAAAAGCUGGACAACCUGCUGGAGAUUGGUUGGGAAAGGCUGUAAGUACACCAGCAAAUUGUGAGCAAUCAAGACCAAACACACUUCGAAGCG
Messenger RNA from Drosophila pseudoobscura, 1581 nucleotides. RefSeq lists its product as uncharacterized. The coding region runs from base 21 to 1361 and encodes 446 amino acids. Gene Ontology annotation, molecular function: protein binding. Lineage: Eukaryota; Metazoa; Arthropoda; Insecta; Diptera; Drosophilidae. The transcript is spliced from 2 exons. The record is from RefSeq and is a predicted model, not a curated record.